AUGACCCACCUGGCAACCAACGACCACUCCAUGUCGUACAAAGCCUGUCUUGUUCAGACAUACUUCAUCAUGAUCUACGGGGGUUGCACGUGCACGAUGCUCACGGCCAUGGCCUACGACCGGUAUGUCUGCAUCUUCCAGCCUCUGCAGUACCACGCCAUAAUGACCCCGCGCAAGGUGAGAGCACUCCUGGUGGCCGCUUACGUCUUCCCUGCCUUACUGGUGCUGGGUCAGAUCGUUCUCACGUCAGGGAUACCUUUGUGCCGCCAUGUUAUUCAUAAACUGUUCUGCGAUAACUUGUCUGUGUCUAAUCUGGGCUGCAGUCGUCGGACUAUGUAUGCUAUGGUGACUGAUGUAUACGGUUUGUGCGGUCUCGUUUUCUUGAUUGUGCUUCCGGUGUUCCUCAUCCUACUGUCGUACUUCAAGCUCAUGCUGCUCAGUUCCAAGAUCUCAUCCGACGCGCGGAGAAAGGCCUUCGCCACCUGCGCCCCGCACAUCAUUAUAUUUGUGAACUUCUCCGUGUCUGGGUUGUUUGCUCUGAUUUACAAUCGCGUGGCUCACUUUGUACCCGUUGGGGUUAAUAUAUGUUUCGUGUCCCUUUAUGUUCUCGUACCUCCACUACUCCACCCUAUUGUGUACGGAAUGAAAAACCAGGACAUCAGAAAAAGCUUAUCGAAAAUGUGUAGGGUCUGGGAGUCUGCUGUUGGAUUUACCUAAGCCAAAGAAAUCAUCUGUUUCUGCAC
Molecule: messenger RNA, 743 nt
Organism: Engraulis encrasicolus (European anchovy)
Lineage: Eukaryota; Metazoa; Chordata; Actinopteri; Clupeiformes; Engraulidae
Product: olfactory receptor 52E2-like
Exons: 1
Coding region: 1-717 (238 amino acids)
Biological process (GO): detection of chemical stimulus involved in sensory perception of smell; G protein-coupled receptor signaling pathway
Cellular component (GO): membrane
Molecular function (GO): odorant binding; olfactory receptor activity; G protein-coupled receptor activity
Source: RefSeq, a predicted model, not a curated record